Messenger RNA from Cyphellophora attinorum, 1401 nucleotides. RefSeq names its product putative transporter. Gene Ontology annotation, biological process: UDP-glucose transmembrane transport. Gene Ontology annotation, cellular component: Golgi apparatus; cis-Golgi network; endoplasmic reticulum-Golgi intermediate compartment. NCBI's taxonomy places the organism in Eukaryota, Fungi, Ascomycota, Eurotiomycetes, Chaetothyriales, Cyphellophoraceae. Bases 1 to 1401 code for a protein of 466 amino acids. The transcript is spliced from 2 exons. The record is from RefSeq and is a predicted model, not a curated record. Gene Ontology annotation, molecular function: antiporter activity.
AUGUCUGAAGAAGUAGAACUCGAUGCGAUCGGCUCAGAUGGAGAGGAAGUCGACGAAGAGACAGGUCUGACGGGCAAAGAGCGCCAGAAACAUCUGCAGCGCAAGAGACGGCAGGAUGCGCUCGAUGCGCGCAUCGCCGGCGGGAAUGGGCUAUCGCUCGAAGAGAGACAACGGGCAGACCGCAAUGUUUGGAGGAAGUUGCUGGUCAAUUCCAUGCUGAUCGUGGCGUGGUAUGUGUUUUCGCUGUCAAUAUCCUUGUACAACAAGUGGAUGUUCUCUUCUACCAGCGAAGGAAAAGGCCUCGACUUCCACUUCCCGCUCUUCGUCACAUCUCUACACAUGGUAGUGCAAUUUCUCCUAGCCAGUCUCGUCCUCCUCAUCUUCCCACACCUCCGACCAUCAGUCCCUAAGAACCCCGACCCAACCUCGCCGCCUUCGAAACCACUCGUCACACCACUCUUCUACAUCACCCGCCUCGUCCCCACGGGAGUCUCAACGUCCUUGGACAUCGGCCUGGGCAACACGUCUCUUCGCUACAUCACCCUCACCUUCUACACCAUGUGCAAGUCCUCCGUCCUGAUCUUCGUCCUCACCUUCGCCUUCGCUUUCCGGCUCGAGCAGCCGUCUAUCAAGCUCAUCCUCAUCAUCCUCACCAUGACGCUUGGCGUCCUUCUCAUGGUCUACGGCGAGACCGCCUUCCACUUGUUGGGCUUCUGCCUGGCCAUGUCCGCCUCCUUCUUCAGCGGCUUCCGAUGGGGCCUCACUCAGAUCCUGUUGCUACGGCAUCCAGCAACAAGCAACCCCUUUGCCACGCUCUUCUUCCUGGCGCCUAUCAUGUUCGUGACGCUGUUCACCAUUGCGCUGUUCGCAGAGCAGCCCUCGGCGAUCGUUUCGGGCCUACAUAUACUGGUCUCGGAACAAGGGCUCGCCAAGUCCCUGUUCCUGCUCAUCAUCCCUGGCAGUUUGGCAUUCUGCAUGAUUGCAGCAGAGUUCACUCUACUGCAGCGUACCAGCGUGGUCACACUGAGCAUCUGCGGCAUCUUUAAGGAAGUCGUCACGAUCUCAGCCGCGGGCAUUAUCUUCCAUGACGAGCUGAGCGCGGUCAACGUCAGUGGGCUGCUGGUCACGAUAGCGUGUAUUGCAUACUACAACUACUUCAAAGUGAACAAGAUGCGAGAGGACGCGAGGAGGAAAUUGGAGAAGAGGGUCGAAGAUUGUCACGACGCUUUGAACAACGCGAAUGGGCGGAUAAGGAGAGAAGCGGCGUUUAAGGAGGACGAUGACGAGGAUGAGUUCUCGGGAGGAGAAGGAAGUGGCAGGAGGAGUGACGAGCGGGAUCGCUUAGUCAAUGGGUCAGCAGGCCGUGCUGGCGGCGACGCAGGGAGCUCUCAAGGAAUAUGA